GAAGUCUUAUAAUUCAAUGUUAAUCCGAUCCUAUCUAGGAAACAAACGACCCGCAGGGAGAAUAGAUUAAUCACCCUCACAAUCACUACGCCCAGAUAAUAUUUUCUUCAUAUCUCACGCGGCCACGCCUCACCAGUUACCUCCACAUUUUCUCCCUCAGGCUGCGUCCACGGCGGCACGGUCACACCAAACGCGACCCGCCUCAAUUGACCACCUGAAAUUUCAAUUCGACAGGGGCACUAUGGUUGGAAUUUGACUGAUACCUUGAAAAUAGAGGCGCCUUCGAAAGUUAAAACGGAACGUGAUCAAUGAACUCAGAGUUGACGGUUUGAUAUGUGAUGCAUAUUUAGUCGAUGAGACGUCAUUGUUUUCUAAGUUGUUAUGAAGAACACGUGAGCACGUGACAAAUCUUACUAAAACAAAUAGCUUCAACCAUCUAACGGUAACAGAUACAAAGGUGGUGAUUGGUUGGUUGUUAUUAUCAUGUCUUUCUCUCUCAUCUCCGUUUCAUCCAAUUCUUCAUCACCAUUCGUCAGAAAGCUUCCCAUCUCAGAAUCUUCUUCUUCCUCGUCAGCCUAUCCCUGCUCCCACUUUUGUUGUCAUGCCUCUUCAACUAAUUUUAAACGCACCCCUCUCCAUUCUCAUCUUUCCACUGCCUUUGUUCCAAUAAAUUCCAUUUCCAAUUCAUCUUCUAUGUAUAGUGGCACCGAUGCCGACCCUACUGCAGCAGAUUACAGUUCGGCAGACAGUGACAGUCUUUCUGCCAUUGAAGCUGAUGAAUUAGGAGUUUCUGAUUCUGAUGAUGAUGAAGCCCAUCAAGAGCAUGAAAAGAAUGAGACCCAAUCUUCCUCCUUGCCUGAUAGAUGGCAUGUCUUGGGCCUCGGCCAAGCUAUGGUGGACUUUUCUGGUAUUGUUGAUGAUGGAUUUCUUGCUAGACUCGGGUUGAACAAGGGAACAAGGAAAGUAGUGAAUCAUGAAGAGAGGGGUAAAGUUUUACGCGCCAUGGAUGGAUGCAGCUAUAAAGCUGCUGCUGGUGGUUCUCUAUCUAACACAUUGGUGGCCUUGGCAAGGCUUGGUGGUCAAACCAUUGGAGGACCUUCACUCAAUAUUGCCAUGGCUGGCAGUGUUGGAAGUGAUCCGCUUGGUGGAUUCUACCGAUCGAAGCUCUGGAGAGCAAAUGUGAAGUUCCUCUCAACACCGGUGCAGGAUGGAACAACUGGAACCGUCAUUGUUCUCACAACUCCGGACGCUCAAAGGACCAUGCUCUCAUACCAGGGCACAUCUUCACGGGUGAACUAUUGUCCUAGCUUGGCGAGCUUAAUAUCCAAAACAAGUAUAUUGAUUGUCGAAGGAUACUUAUUCGAAUUUCCCGACACAAUUAAAACAAUUGCAAGGGCGUGUGAGGAGGCCCACAGGUGUGGUGCUCUAGUAGCCAUCACGGCUUCUGAUGUCACAUGCAUUGAGAGACAUUAUGACAAUUUUUGGGAUAUUAUGGCAAAUUAUGCAGACAUCAUCUUUACAAACAGUGAUGAAGCCAGAGCCUUUUGCCGUUCUCCCUCAAACGAAGUCCCUGUUUGUGCCGCGAGGUACCUAAGCCAUUUUGUUCCGUUUGUCUCGGUCACAGAUGGCCCUAAAGGUUCGUAUAUCGGUGUAAAAGGAGAAGCUAUUUAUAUCCCCCCAUCGCCAUGUGUACCUGUCGAUACUUGUGGAGCUGGAGAUGCCUAUGCAUCUGGCAUAUUGUAUGGUUUAUUACGAGGUGUGUCUGAUUUGAGAGGUAUGGGCACCUUAGCUUCUAAGGUUGCAUCCACAGUUGUUGCACAACAAGGGACACGGUUGAGAGUUCAAGAUGCUGUCGAGUUAGCUGAAUCGUUUUCGCUCCAUCAUGAAAGUUCCACCAUGUGAUCUGUUGUUUAUCGGAUACUUUAGUUGUAGUUUUAUUGAACUGUGUGUACCAUAAUUAGUUGUAGCUGGUUCUAUGCAUACCGACUGAAGACAUCAUCAUUAUUAAUUAUAUACUGUGUAUACCGCCGACUGAUGAACCAUAUUUCGUGGAAGCAUGUAUAUAACCGGAGAGGUGUAUCUUCUUAUUGUGUUAUAUAUGCUAAAAGAGAUGUUAGACAACUUCUGAUUCAAAUGAAUGUUCAUUAACUUAUACUCUGGAUAGUUUGAUGUACAUUGUUGAAUUUUUAUGUUGUUCUGG
Messenger RNA from Striga asiatica, 2200 nucleotides. Lineage: Eukaryota; Viridiplantae; Streptophyta; Magnoliopsida; Lamiales; Orobanchaceae. The record is from the annotation of a GenBank genome assembly.